AUGUUCACAAACAUCAAUGUGCAACAAUUCUGGCAGGAAUGCUGGAAGAUGCAACAACAAUUGGCAAAUGGAGUUGAAUCUUUAUCUCCAAUGCGUGCUUCAACUUCAAGCCAUUCGGACAUAUCUUCACGAUCGACAACGCCUGAGGAAUUGGAGUUGCAUUCCACCAAUGACCAAAAGCUUUUGAAUACUCAAAAGCUCGACAUUAGUGCCUUAUUAGGCAAUGAAAAAAGUGAAAAAUUGGAAAGCAAGCGACGGAGAACACGGACAAAUUUCACGGGAUGGCAAUUGGAGGAACUGGAAAAUGCAUUUGAAGCAAGCCACUAUCCAGAUGUUUUUAUGCGUGAGGCACUGGCAUUGAGACUGGAUUUAUUAGAAUCUAGAGUGCAGGUAUGGUUUCAAAAUCGAAGAGCUAAAUGGCGAAAAAAAGAACAAAUAAGGAAAGGCGCAGAACGCCCCCAAAGCUUAACUAAUCCUGGCUCUGGUUCAAAUUCAAGACCAUUUACCGGUGACCAAUCACCAAAUUUGGAAAAUAAAGAUAUGGCAUCAACAAAGGAUCCAAGGAGUACCUUUUCCAUUGAAAAUUUAUUAGCUGCCUCACGAGUUCCACGGGGAAGAAGACCAAAUGCUAAAUAUCCUCGUGUUCAGGCAUGUAAGAGCUUGUCGCCUUUUAUGUUUCCUUUAUUUCCCAUCACCCAGCCAGCAGGAAUAACAAUUCGAGAAAACAGCCCAUCAUCAAAACAAAAUAACUGCGCCUUGUGA
Dracunculus medinensis (Guinea worm) is the source of this 762-nucleotide messenger RNA. NCBI's taxonomy places the organism in Eukaryota, Metazoa, Nematoda, Chromadorea, Rhabditida, Dracunculidae. The record is from the annotation of a GenBank genome assembly.